This is a messenger RNA of Pseudovirgaria hyperparasitica, 2925 nucleotides long. RefSeq lists its product as uncharacterized. The transcript is spliced from 2 exons. The record is from RefSeq and is a predicted model, not a curated record. The coding region runs from base 264 to 2567 and encodes 767 amino acids. NCBI's taxonomy places the organism in Eukaryota, Fungi, Ascomycota, Dothideomycetes, Acrospermales, Acrospermaceae.
GCUUUCACCCGUCCACGACGGCCGCACCGCAGACGCUGGGUUAUCGCUCGCCAUUUCUGCGCGAACCACGUUUCUAUCACUGCUGUGAAUUUGCAAACUUGUGACCAGAGCUCGACUGGUGGUUUGGAUUUGACGUGACUGAUCGUGUGAACAUAGAGCGCUUCCGCUGUUCAAGAAGGACCCGCACAGCCGCUCAUUGCUUUCGCACUUUUAUCACUUUCCCCACAGUUCUAAGAGUCAAUACACAGACUAUACAAAAAAAAAUGAACCAAAAAGCUCGGCAAAGAUCGCCUCGAGGGAAUUCAGUACAUCGCGAGGCAUCUGUUGAGCAUUCUCCGCGCCGGCAAUGUCGUGAGCCAUCACCAGUGGGUUCGUCCUCGUCUCCUAUGCGGCGAGAUGGUCAAUGUACGCGUCACCCAGUCACGAGGAAAGGCAGUGGCGGCAGAUCGCGCAAGAAACAAGAACGAAGGAGACGCGCGAAUUCUCCGCCAGACAGGAAUUCGAUACAAGAUGAGGGACGACUGCCAUGGACCGACUAUCUCUGUGGCGAGAUGACGGAUAAUCAGGUGCUCGCCCAACUCGGCCGAAUCAUCGACGAAGAAGGACCAAAGAGAACGAGCACGGAUAUAGGCGUAACGCUGGGCAGCUGCUUUGUCGCCGUAGGGGGACUUCACCCGCCCAUCACAAAGAAGUCACUCAGCGAACUCGAUAUCAACGCAAUCAUCGUCAACCCGAAAUUACGCCACGAUGUCAACUUUGAUCGUGAACUUCACUUUCGACCAAAUCUGGACGGGGACCGGGGAAAAGAGAAGAUUCGCGAAGCGGAAAGGUACUGGCUGGCGUUGGAAGCAGAAUUGGAGCUCUACAACAUCCUUUUUCAGAGGGCUGUUAUAGAACGAGAACCUAUCUGGCUCCCGAGAUGCACCAAAAUGAGCAUGCGACGGGUGCCAAUCAUGUUCGAAACCAUCAGAGAUAUCUUGCAGAAUCUGGUCCCGGAACGUGACCAGGCGAGAAUAGAGGAGCAAUUAGAUCAACAGAUGUUGAUGCAGCAAAUCGGAAAAGGCCUAUGCGAUCUGGUUAGUCUUUCACAAUGGCUCUCGCAUCUUCUGAAAGCUCAUUGCGCACCAAUGCGCGAUGUUUGGGUGGAUAAGAUGGUUCAGCAGACGAAGAAAGGCGUCGAGGAAGGAAGCGCAAAGUGUAUUGUGGAUGGGUUGAGGGAGCUGCUUGGCAUACUGGAGGCAAUGAAGCUGGACGUAGCUAAUCACCAGAUUCGCCAUCUUCGAGCUUUACUGAUAGAUGACACGGUGAAUUUUGAAAGAAAGUAUCAGGUAAAUCGAAUCCCGAUUCCAAAGAAAAUCAAUGCUGCUGAAUGUCGAGCUUGGUAUGCGCGUGCACAAAAAGGACAUCAGUACGGCUUACCCCCUUCGGCGACAUUAUACCCGCGUGCUCCUAGAUUGGCGACAUCACAACCACAUUUCGUUGCCUUUUACCGUGCUCUCUUGCACCAUCUCCUAGUCGAGUGUCCAGCAUCACGUCCAGACUCAUUCUAUUUAGAUACAGAACGCCUUCGUAUCAUCCAGUCAGAGUUACACAAUCAGGUGUAUUUUGACCUUUGCUGCGCGGUGUUUCAGGUUAUCAUCGAUGACAUUGUCAAAUGUUGCUUAAAUUCACAGCCUGUGGUCCAGCAUUUGAGUCUCUCUGCAUUGAGGACUGCACUUCUCACCAUAAUAUCUGGGGUAGGAGAGGCCACGAAACAAUGGCAGAAGAAUAUUCCUAACCUCGCUGUCGAAAUCGUACGACAUGCGCUUGCGGCAUGUGGCUUUACGAAGCAGUACGACGCCGGGUUGGUUACCAUUGCAGAACAGCUGCUUACUGAGAAGUUUGGAUCUCACUUCCCAAACUAUUUUGAACUCCAAGCCCUGAAGUUGAUGGGCGAUUUCUUUCCCGUUUGCCUGGAGAUUGCCGAACGACACAUCAGCGCCAGCCCAAUCGACCUCUUCAACGCUCUCAUAGCACCAUCAUCCUUGCCAUUGAUGGUAGUGCCACCACCUCCACCGCCGCCGGUCGUGUCAUCGAAACAUGCCCUCCAACACUCUGCUAAGGCAGCUUCUCAUGCUUCGAGUCAACGAAAUUUACCUCUAUCGUUAUUGCCGUCUCCUGUGCAGCCUUCGACAGCUCCACCUCAUCUGAUCGAUAUUGCACGCAGGUUGACCCACAUUGCCAUCUUGCACUGGCAAGUUUGGGCACCAAUCCUUUAUCUCAAGAUUGAUGAGCCUGAGCUUCCAAGUCUGUCGUCCAACAAUGCGUCCAGCACAACUUCCAGCUGUGCCUCAACACCCAUCAGCUCACAGGCCACGCACACAUUCCCAUUGGCAGUCCGCACGCGUAGCGCAACUGUAGAUGCCCACACCCUACAAGCCCCAGCAAGUGCCUCCGCGUCAGACGUUGACAGUAGCAAGCCGCUCCGCACACCCGGGGUUACCACCGAUGCUGCAAACAUGGCUUCGGGUCCAGGAGAGCCCGGAGAAAACGCACAUCACACACAUCAGCAACUACUCCCAGAAUGACCAGCUUCUCGAACCUCGACAUCAUUCCCGGUCGCGGUUUCCUUGUACAUAGAUCCAAGAUCGACACCACAACGAAUUUCCUUUGUCGUGCAUAGCGUAGAUACCUCAUUUUCAUUUACUGCAUUCUGUUUCGGUAUCUCAUCAUUUCAUACUAUUUCUGUUCCACAACAUCUUUCCAGGGGUUUCUCUCAUACGACAUCUGUAAAUCACGCAUGUUUUACCAGUCGGCUUUACACACUAGAUUGGCGUUUGGGUCCUGGCUCGUCCCGGCUGCAUAGUCGUAGGUGUACAGCUUACACCAUUGUAAUACCCCUGUUCUCAUUUUCUGUUCCCUCUCUUUCAGCUAUUCAAAAUUGCA